Messenger RNA from Darwinula stevensoni, 1700 nucleotides. NCBI's taxonomy places the organism in Eukaryota, Metazoa, Arthropoda, Ostracoda, Podocopida, Darwinulidae. The record is from the annotation of a GenBank genome assembly.
AUCAAACAUGUCAGCUCCCUGAAGUGGGAGUGAAGCACGUGAUGCCUAGGCAGUCAGGGCUGACCACCCUAUGAGUUAGCCAGCCAUAAUUCCUCAGCCUCGUCAUCAUUGGGCUCAUUACAGCCAUGGGAUCUUCUCCAUCAUGCAAGGGACAGCAAAGAAAAAGAAGUCUCAGUUCAAGAUGGAAAGCAUGAAGUCCAUUAGUAGAGUUUUUGAAUUGGUGGAAGCGAAAGUAAGCAGCAAGAUCUCUGCCAGCCUUGCUACCUGGCAAUUAGAAGAACUGAAGGUGAAAGCUGCAACACAUGGUGAAGUGCAUGGGACAAACGUAUUGACAGUGAGAGGAACUCUGAAGAACCUCAUUGAGCUUGAGGUUCUCAUCUGUGAGUACUUAUCUCAGAUUGUUGGCCUUGAGGAUGCUCCAAAGUCAACAGUCUCACAAUAUCUACAAGAUAGAAUGGAAAUGGAAGAUCAGGUUGUGGAAACCAAAGAUUCUCCCAUGGAAGUGUUACCUUUGAUAAUUGAUCAGCAUGGACAAAUGCCAAGAAGAAAUGUCAAACUUCCUCUUGCCUUGAGAGAAGACUAUUGCAUGGAUGAAAGGGAAAAUGAGGUGGAAGGCAAAGGUUCCAUGAGAGCUGCAAAACAGAGAUAUGAAGAGCGUGUCUCCAGUCGAUUUUUAUGUCAUCUCUGUUCCUUCAAGACAGGAAGACAGAGUCAUCUGGAGAAGCACCUAAAACUCCACCUGGUGAGCAGGAAUUUGAAUCACAACCAUGGUGGUGAUGGCCACUCUGCACUUCUCCUUCAAAGAUAUCCAGGAUUUUCUCAAGGAAGUCUGAAAUAUGAGAGGAAGGAAGGCUACUGUGGACAUUCCCGACAUGUCCAUAUGGGCAGUCUCUUGGAAGUGGAAGUGGGAGGUGGAGGGGAGGAGUGUGAAUAUGUGGGAAAGGAGAGGAGGCACUUGAGUCGACAUGAACAGACUGCACAUAGUGAGAAUCGUUCCUUUCUCUGUUCAACGUGUGGGAAAAGCUUCAAGCGAUCUGACACAUUGGCACAGCAUAUCGCUCUUCAUGAAGGGUCCAUCCGCUGUUCUGAGUGUGGGAAACCCUGUAGAUCAAAGCAACAACUUUCUGAACAUAAGGUGACACAUCACAGUACCAAGAUGUACCUAUGUGAACAAUGUGGGAAGACAUUUAAACGCAGCACAACUCGGAUGCGUCACCUGCGCCAGGUUCAUCUCCAUCCUGGCUCACAUUCCUGCCCCAUAUGUGGCAUGACUUUCAACUCUCCAUUUUCCUUGAAGCGCCAUAAAACCUCCCAUGAAGCAAAGGAAUCCAUGCUGUCACAAGCACUCUCUACUGCCAGGAACUCAAGUACUGGUAUGGGUACUCACACCAUUCCAGGAUCAUUGGGAUGUGAGGAAGUUGGAGGAGGAGUAGAAGAACUCAGGCCAACAUUUGAAUCUCUUGUGUCUUAUGAACAACCAGCCCGAUUGUUUGUUCUCCCGUGUUGACUAUGAGCAUUUCCUAUCAUGUUUAUGCUAAGAGAGAUUCUUUGCACUUAUGCAGGAGAUAUUUUGAUUGUACAUGAAAUGUGUACACUUUAGUAGGUAACAAGUGCCAUUUUCUGUUGAAGUUAUCCAAUUGUUGGAAACCAAAAAAUGUUCAGGUCAUAUACAGAUUAAUAAAAACCUUUUGUAUCUUCAA